Fusarium keratoplasticum is the source of this 1929-nucleotide messenger RNA. RefSeq lists its product as uncharacterized. The record is from RefSeq and is a predicted model, not a curated record. Lineage: Eukaryota; Fungi; Ascomycota; Sordariomycetes; Hypocreales; Nectriaceae. The transcript is spliced from 4 exons. Bases 1 to 1929 code for a protein of 642 amino acids.
AUGAGCCGCUCAUUCGAUCACGGCUUCCGCGACGACGUUGACGGACAAUCCCAAGAGUUGACCGACCUAACAGGACUACUCAACAGGGAAACUGAAGAGAAUUUGCCCAACACGAGAGUUGAAAGAACGCAAGAGACUUCCUCGCCUGCCAAGAAAACCACACGCUUCUCUGGGUGGCGCGUUGGCGCAUCGUACUUUGCUCUUGGCGCCUUGAUCUCCCUCGUUGUUCACGUCGUCCUCGCUGUCUGGAUCCCUACCCUCGAUUCUUUCGACAAUGGCGUCGGUGUUCUCUGGACUGGCAACUGCCGCGACGCCGCCACAUACAACACCCUCAUCCAUUUAGGGACAACCGCCGUCGCCACCUUGCUCCUCGGCGGGAGUAACUAUUGCAUGCAGUGUUUAACAGCGCCGACGCGAAAAGACUUGCAGACAGCGCAUGACAAGGGUGUCUGGCUUGACAUCGGUGUUCAGAGCAUUCGCAACCUCAAGGCUAUCAAGGGGUACAAGGCCGUUCUUUGGUUCCUGAUUGCCAUUUCUUCCAUUCCCAUUCAUCUUUUGUACAACUCGGCCUUUUUCAUGACUCUGGAUACCAACAGCUAUCAAGUGUACGUCGUUUCUCGCGACUUUUGGAACAGCACCGAUCCGGUCCCUGUCCGGCUCACGCCGCCCAUUCACAAAGACGUACACGGCAGGGGAUGGGGGAGGGGAGAAGAGCAACAGCUUCCUCCCAAUGCAACAGAGUAUCUAAAUAGUGUCAAGGCAAGCCAGUCUCGACCCGGCUCGGCCGAAGAGAACGACGUUGGCAAUUUUAAGCGUCUGUCCAAUGAGCAAUGCAUCGACGCCUAUGCACAAUCCGUUGUCAGUGGCCGAAGAACAAUAAUAGUAACUGCUGCCAACGAAACGGAAAAAGGCCCAUUUGCUUUUGGUUACGAGUACCUUGCGGGAAAACAUGUCAAUACUACCUUGGGCAUGUAUAGGCCUUAUGAAUGGAUGUGCUACGGUUUUCGACCAGCUUACGAGUCUGAAUCUCUCUGUUACGAGUCAAUCCACAACUUGACACAGCAACCUGAACAGUGGGCACCGUGGUUUCUUCCAGCAAGACAUUGUCAUAGCGAGGUUGUCGAAGGAAACUGCGCCCUCAACGCUAAUCAACCCAUCAUGGUCGUCAUCAUAAUCUGCACCUCGAUCAAGCUCAUCAUCAUGGCAAUGAUGGUGUUUUUGAUCAAUGGCUGGCCCAUUAUCACACUGGGGGACGCUAUUCAAUCGUUCCUCGACGACCCCGACCCAACAACCGAAGGCUUUUGCUUGCUCUCCAAAAACGCCGUGACGAGCCGGUCCCCAUUCUGGCCUAAGAAGGAGCCUUUGGAUGAGCCCGAUCCUAUCAUAUCUCGAAGAAGGGGUCAUCGAUGGUCAGAUGCGGCUAGCACGAGGAGAUGGUUGUAUACUCUUACAAUUCUCGGGGUGUCACUCAUGGUGAUAAUCAUCUUCUUUGGGCUAAGCAUCGACUCGAUGAAGGACAACAACACAGUUGACCCCUUCUCCAUCCGCUUCGGUUCUGUGGAUGCAGCAGCCGUCAUUACCUACUGGGCAGUUUCGACCUAUUCGAAGUAUCAGAACCGAAUUCUAGCAGCCGUUAUUGUCGCCAAUCUCCCGCAGAUGAUUUUUUGGAUCAUCACCUUUUCGCUCAAUAGCCUCUUGACCGUCAUCUAUACAGCUCAAGAGUGGGAAGGGUUCUCAAGAAACAGGAAAACGCUACGGGUAUCAGAGCCAAAAGGGGACCAGAGAAGCACAUAUUUUCUCCAGCUGCCGUAUCGCAUCGCAGUUCCCUUCAACCUGACAACGGGAGUUAUUUCAUGGCUCUUAUCCAACAGCAUCUUUCCUAUCAUUAUAUCCAGCUAUGACUCCCUUGGCCGGGAGUCGUUCUUGUAG